AUGGCUACCACAAUGCAGUUCGAGUCGGAUUUCCGAUUCGAUAUGGACGACAACUUCAGCAUGUACUCGCAGGCCAUGACCUGCCCGUCCACAGGCACCAGCUUUUCGUCUGCUUCCUCCGCUUGCGAGCCAUUCACGCCUACAUCCCGACGAUCUACGCCCAAUGAGCUGACUCUCGACUUUGAUGCUUCUUUUGCUGCUCAUGCCGGCGAGCUCACUCCUCCUUCCACAGCCACCAUGCCCAAGUACAUGUUUGGCAACAUCAAGUCUGAGCAUGAAAUGGCCUUCGGCGAGGUCCUGCCCUCGACUCCCAUCCGCAAAGUCGAGCACAUCCACACAGACUAUGAAUUCAUGCCCGGCAUGAACAUGCCCGCGCAUCAGUCCAUGGGUUCUCUGACUCCGUCCAACUCCUUCAACAUGUACACCAUUUCACCCCAGGCCGCCAUGGGACCUGGCUCUUUCAUGAUGACACCUACACACAGCCUCUCUGGCUGCUCAGAUAUUGCAGACAGCUCGUCGUCCUGGUCGUGCAACGACAGCCCCAUUGCUCUGUUCCCCCAGCAGAAGAGCCUCCCCUCUCACAACCUCGAGUCUCUUGACCUCGAGCGCCACUCACAGUCCCCCAUCGGCCGCUACUACCUGCAGGGUGCCCCUCCCUCUCCCAACCGUCUCCGUGCGCACCGCAAGAUGAUGGUGCACGAAAUUCAGCGCAAGACGUCUGAGCUGCAGCGUGCCCAGAUCCGCGCCUCGAGAAAGAUGUCCGAGAAGGGUGACGGUGUUGAUGUCGUCCGCAGGGCCAUGUGCAAGUGCGACUACCCCGGGUGCCACAAGGCGUUCCGCCGCAACGAGCACUUGAAGCGACACAAGCAAACCUUCCACGGAGAAGGGCCCAACCGUUUCUCGUGCGAGUUCUGCGGAAAGGACCAAUUCAACAGACAAGACAACCUCAACAACCACCGCAAGCUGCACGCCCGCCCCAACAGCCGCAACCGCGGUGUGGAGUUCAUCCCCGCAGCCGUUCCCAUCAUCGAGCAAGAAGAGCGCAGCCGAAAGCGCAGAGCCCCUCCCAAGUCCAAGAUGAUGGCUGAGAAGCACGAUGAUUACUGA
Akanthomyces muscarius is the source of this 1107-nucleotide messenger RNA. RefSeq lists its product as uncharacterized. Gene Ontology annotation, molecular function: DNA-binding transcription factor activity, RNA polymerase II-specific; RNA polymerase II cis-regulatory region sequence-specific DNA binding. The record is from RefSeq and is a predicted model, not a curated record. Bases 1 to 1107 code for a protein of 368 amino acids. The transcript has 2 exons. Lineage: Eukaryota; Fungi; Ascomycota; Sordariomycetes; Hypocreales; Cordycipitaceae. Gene Ontology annotation, biological process: regulation of transcription by RNA polymerase II.